GACAAUAAUACAACUAAAAACAAUUCAAAACAAAAAAGAGGAAAUAACCCAACUUCUACAAUGGCUGUUCGCCGAGUAAUUUGGAAAAUAGUUCCUUUAAAAAAGUUGCCUGAUAAUGAAGAAAAUGAGGAAGAUGAUGAAAAUUUAAUUAAUUUAAAUAAUAAAAUAAUUCCGAUAAAAACAAAAACUGCUAGAGUUGUGUUAAAAAGAAUUGAAGAAGUGGAGAAUAAAGAGGAAGAGGAGGAAGAAGAAGAAAAUAAAUUAAAACAACAACGGAGAAUGGCUAGAAGAAGAACACCAAAUUUGUUAAAUAAUUUAAAGAAAACCGAAGAAUCAACAAAAUCCUCUUCAACACAACAAUCUUCCCCCAUAUAUUCUGCCUUAAGUUUCCCUGAACAAUUGGAAACAUUUUUGGGGUUGUCUAAAUGUUAUGUUAGAAUUAUUUUUGAUUUUUGGUGUUUACUUGAAUGUUUCUGUUCUGCCCUAUUUUUGCUUGCUUUGUAUUUAAAAUUUAAAUGUUUGGCGAUUACUUCGAUUUGUGUUGAUGUUGUUUCUGUUGUUUUGGCAAUAAUUUUUGGGUGA
Messenger RNA from Meloidogyne enterolobii, 582 nucleotides. Lineage: Eukaryota; Metazoa; Nematoda; Chromadorea; Rhabditida; Meloidogynidae. The record is from the annotation of a GenBank genome assembly.